Drosophila grimshawi is the source of this 5337-nucleotide messenger RNA. RefSeq names its product furin-like protease 1 (gene Fur1). Gene Ontology annotation, biological process: peptide hormone processing. Gene Ontology annotation, molecular function: serine-type endopeptidase activity. The record is from RefSeq and is a predicted model, not a curated record. Gene Ontology annotation, cellular component: Golgi membrane; trans-Golgi network. Bases 376 to 5082 code for a protein of 1568 amino acids. The transcript is spliced from 13 exons. NCBI's taxonomy places the organism in Eukaryota, Metazoa, Arthropoda, Insecta, Diptera, Drosophilidae.
UAUUUCAGCAUAUAAACAAAUCAAUGAAUGAAUAAAUUUAUAAAUAUUGCAUAGCGCAGUCUGAGUGAACAACAAAGUCGUCCCCGCCAUUUAUAGUUAAAAGUCAAGUUAGCUGAGCCCCUGGCAUCUGGUUUCUGGAUACUCCUGCAAAGUUCUUUUACUCCAGCACAUCAAUUCGUCAAUUAAUUGAAGUUGUCUUUUUUUAGCUUCAAUGCGACAGUAAAGCGAUUACAGUUGCUACUCAACGUGGAGGCAGAGGAAGCAAAAAUCACAACAUUUUCAUAUAAACACGCACAGAUCUACAGACAGACAGACAGAGAGAAGGAGAGAAGUAGCAGCCACGUCUUCAAUAAAAUAACACAAAUCGAACGCACAAUGAAAAACGACGUGGUGCGAUGGAGCAAACAGCCAAAUAGCAACAAGAGCAACAACAAUUGCAACAACAAUAACUGCAAGAACGAUUGCAGCAGUAACAACAGCAACAAACACAGUCAGCAGCAUAGCAAGAAAAGGAACGCAGAGCUCCGGCAACAUGUUGCUCGCAGUAGAACUUGUCAGCCAAAAGCGACGCAUGCGAGUGUUGCAGCAACCAUUAAUACUGGGCAGCAGCAGCAACAACAACAACAACAACAACAAACAAUCAUUGAAUGUGAUAUAACAAAUUUAAAUUACAAUUGCAAUUUAUUCAAAAGUAGUUUUUUAACGCACAACAAAACGAAAAGCUAUCGCAGCAGACACUCGAGAACGUCAUUAGUGACGUUGAAAUCGAAUGCAUUGCUGCUGUUUUUGAAAAUUAGUGUCGUAGUUUUUUUAUGUAAUUUUAAUGUCGGUUUCGCGGCCAAAGUGGAGCCCGGCCCCGCCCAGUCGUCACUUCUGCCGCCCUACGUCCUUGACUAUGAGACGGCCAAAGGCAACGGCGCUGCCACAAGCAGCGGCAGCAGCAGCAGCGGCAACAGCCUCAACAGUGGUCGCGAUGCGGGCCACUACACGCACACCUGGGCGGUGCACAUACCGAACGGUGAUAGCAACGGCAUCGCCGAUGCAGUUGCCAAGGAACACGGUUUCGUCAAUUUGGGCAAGAUCUUCGAUGAUCAUUAUCACUUUGCCCAUCACAAGGUGUCGAAGCGUUCCCUGGUGCCCGCCUCACAUCACCAGACCCGCCUCGACUUGGACGAGCGCGUCCAUUGGGCCAAGCAGCAGCGCGCCAAGUCGCGAUCCAAGCGCGACUUCAUCCGAAUGCGUCCAUCGCGCACCUCGUCGAGGGCCAAGUCUCUGGUGGAUGCGGUGCCCUUCAAUGAUCCCAAGUGGGAACAGAUGUGGUAUCUGAAUCGCGGCAGUGGCCUGGACAUGAAUGUGAUACCCGCCUGGAAGCAGGGCAUAACUGGCAAAGGUGUUGUGGUCACCAUACUGGAUGAUGGCCUCGAAUCCGAUCAUCCGGAUAUAUUGCAAAACUAUGAUCCGAAGGCGUCGUACGAUGUGAACAGUCACGAUGAUGAUCCGAUGCCGCACUACGAUAUGACCGAUUCGAAUCGUCAUGGAACCCGGUGUGCCGGCGAGGUGGCUGCCACGGCGAACAACUCGUUCUGUGCGGUGGGCAUUGCGUAUGGGGCAAGUGUGGGCGGUGUGCGGAUGCUGGACGGGGAUGUGACGGAUGCUGUGGAGGCGCGUUCGCUCUCGCUCAAUCCGCAGCACAUUGACAUCUAUAGUGCGUCGUGGGGACCCGACGAUGAUGGCAAAACGGUGGAUGGUCCCGGCGAAUUGGCAUCGCGUGCCUUCAUUGAGGGCACAACGAAGGGACGUGGUGGCAAGGGCAGCAUAUUCAUUUGGGCAUCGGGCAACGGGGGCAGGGAGAUGGACAAUUGCAAUUGCGAUGGCUAUACGAAUUCUAUAUGGACACUGUCCAUAUCGAGUGCCACAGAGGAGGGACAUGUGCCGUGGUAUUCGGAGAAAUGCAGCUCCACGCUGGCCACCACCUACAGCAGCGGCGGGCAGAGCGAGAAGCAGGUGGUCACCACAGAUUUGCAUCACUCAUGCACCGUAUCGCAUACGGGCACCUCGGCCUCGGCACCGCUCGCCGCGGGCAUUGCCGCCCUGGUGCUGCAAUCGAACCAGAAUCUAACCUGGCGCGAUCUGCAGCACAUUGUGGUGCGCACCGCUAAGCCGGCGAAUCUCAAGGAUUCCAGCUGGUCGCGCAACGGUGUGGGCCGACGUGUGAGCCAUUCCUUUGGCUAUGGUCUCAUGGAUGCCGCCGAAAUGGUGCGCGUUGCCCGCAACUGGAAAAUGGUGCCCGAACAGCAGCGUUGCGAGAUCAAUGCACCACACGUGGACAAAGUCAUUCCACCUCGCACACACAUCACUUUACAGCUGUCCGUCAAUCACUGUCUCUCCGUCAACUAUCUGGAGCAUGUGCAGGCCAAGAUUACGCUUACCUCACAGCGACGUGGCGAUAUUCAGCUGUAUCUCAAAUCACCGGCGAAUACUAAAGUCACGUUGCUAACCUCACGCAUGCAUGAUAAUUCCCGUUCCGGUUUCAAUCAAUGGCCCUUCAUGUCUGUGCACACCUGGGGAGAAUCGCCGCAUGGCAACUGGCAGCUGGAAAUCCACAACGAGGGGCGAUAUAUGGGCCACGCCCUCUUGCGUGAGUGGUCGUUGAUAUUCUAUGGAACAACGCUCACAAUUGAUCCCAAUGAUCCCAUAUCGGUGCCAAGAGCAAGCAGCGCCGAGCAGGCAACCACACCCAAUUCCAGUGGGAACGGAAGUGGAAGUGGGAGUGGAGCGGGAAGCACCACAAGCAAUUUGCAUCAGAUCUAUUCACCGCAAUAUCCUCGCAUAUCGCCCAACAAUUUCGCCAAUUCGCCGGCAGGUGGCGCCAAAUUGGCACUGGGCAAGAUGCCGCCAAAUAAAUCGAGUUUUGUGACCAACAAUCCAUUGCUAAUGCUGCCGCCUCCGCCACCGCCUUCGCCCAAACAGGGCUAUCAGCAAAUAUCCGCCACAUAUGGCGUUAUAUUGGGCAAACCCAGCAACAACAACAAUAACAACGGUAAUAAUAAGGGCAACAACAACAAGGGAAAUAACAAGGGCAACAACAACAAGGGAAAUAAGGCCAACAAGGCGAAUGAGGGAAAAUUAAAUAAAAAGGAGCAAACUACGCAGAGCAGCAGCAACAACGGCAACAACAACAGCAGCAGCAGCAGCAACAACAACAACAACAAGAAUAAAUACUAUCGCAUAUCGCAGCAGCAAGGAGGAGGAGGAGGAGGUGGUGGAGGAGGUGGUGGCAAGUCCAAGGGUCAGUCAAAUAAUUUGCAAACGCAACGCCCCAAAGUCAGUUCCAGUGAAAAGUUCUACGAUGAGAAAACGCGCAAGGUUAUUGGCGAAAUAAACAACAACAACAAUAGCAAUAGCAAUAGCAACAGCAACAGCAACAACAACAACAGCAAUCGUGGCAACAACUCAGCGGGACAACGUUUGCCAGUCAAGGCUGCCAAGCAGGUAAAGCAGGACAGCAGCCAGGACUCUCGCAUACCCAAACUAUUCGAGCAUUACGAGAAGAUUCAGGCCAUAUUUCCCGAACUGGAGCCAUACGAGAGCAGCAGCAUACCCAAAUCCAACAAUAAUAUGCAGCAACAGCAACAGCAACAGAAGCAGCAGCAGCAGCAACCAGGGCAGCCGCGCAAACAGGGCAAACAAUUUGAGGUUGAUGUGUUUAGGCCGACAGUGGGCAAUGCCAACGUUGGCAAUAGCCGACCGGGCAAUACCAAGAAAUCACCAUCGGCGCCGCCGCCUCCAUCGCAAUUAUUGCCAGUUUUUCCAGCAUUUCCCGCAUUAGCCGCCUUGCCACCUGCUCUGCCAGCGGGCGGCAGCAGCUUUUUGCCCGACCAGCGUAUACUCAAAAAACAGCAGCUGCUAAUGGCCGCCGCCGGUGUCCUGGCGCCACUGGACGAUGAUGUUAGCGCUGCAGAUGAGGAUGCAGACGAUGAUGAGGAGGGCGGUCUGCAACUAGCACCGAGCAGCUAUCGCAAAAAUGCGCAAAUCACACAAUGGGACAUGAUACUCUACGGCACCGAGGUGCCUGCCCAACCGGAUGACCAGCCCCACGAGAACCAGCAGAGUCAAUUCAAUAUGUAUGGCAACGAUUUGGCUCACAAUGACAUCGAGCACGAUGCCAGCGGCCAAUGGCGUAAUAUGCAACAGGUGGGCGAGGUGGGCAUGACACAGGAUCGAAGCAAUCCUGCCGCGUGCCUCAAGUGGAACGAUCAGAAAUGUUUAGAGUGCCAAGAGCCGAGCUUCUUCUAUCUGGAUCUGUGCUACGAUGAGUGUCCACAGCACACCUACCCCAUAACAAAUGCUGAUGAGCUCGAUGACGGCGUUACCCUUAGUGAACUGAGUGCUCCUGUGACUAGUACUUCAUUGGAUGUUGACAAUGAGCUGCACAGCACUGGCAGCAGCAGCAGCGGCAUCAGCAGCAGCUCCACCGACAAGGAUGAUCCACUGCAGGCAGCGGAACGUCGACGUCGAAUCGAGGACGUUGAAUCGAACAUCUUAUUGCUGACACCCCGGCAAAGUCGAAUCUGCGCCAGCUGCGACAAGAGCUGUUUGCGCUGCUACGGUCCGAAUGCCUCCCAGUGCAGCACCUGCUAUCCGGGCAGCCAGCUGCGUCGGCUGCCCCAGACCAACGAGACCUUCUGCUAUGCGUAUGUUGUGCGCAGUACCGUUGUCGAUAUCUCAAGUCCCUCGAAAGCCCAGCAGAUGCACGACAAUUCGAAUCUGAUGCGGAGCAUGCACUGGAGCAUAGCACUCCUAAUUAUAGCGGUGAUUGUGUCCCUGGUGGGCAUGGGCGUUGCCGGCAACAUGGUGUACCGUCGGCGAGUAUCAAGAGAGGAGCGCUACACGCGAGUGGCACUCAUUGCCGAUGAUGACAGCGAUGAGGAGCAGAACGAGGAGUUGUUCAAUGCGCACAUAACUGCUCCGAGCGAUGUUCUCGAGUAUCACGAUGAGCGCCAGCCCAAUGAGCUGCCCAGUCAGGCAGAUGAUGAGGCUGAGUCUGAGGAUGAGGAGCGCGCUCAGCUGGUGCCUGAGUAACCAGAAUCCUAUGUGAUUAGUUCUAAGCAACAUUUAUAUUUGGUUGCUACUCAUGAUCAGCUUAGGCAAAGAUCAAAAAUAAUUUUCAAUUUUUUGGUUUUUGUGUGUGAGCAUUAGAAAAACAUAUCAACAUUUAAGACAACUGCUGCGAUUUAUUUAUGAUAUGCAUUUAAAUUAUUCACAUUAUUGUAUAUUGUUUUUUCCAAAAUGUAUUAUCCUAGUAAUAAGAAAUAAAGUUUCUAAUUAAAUAUUUCA